Molecule: messenger RNA, 632 nt
Organism: Hevea brasiliensis (rubber tree)
Lineage: Eukaryota; Viridiplantae; Streptophyta; Magnoliopsida; Malpighiales; Euphorbiaceae
Product: kiwellin-1-like
Exons: 1
Coding region: 34-597 (187 amino acids)
Source: RefSeq, a predicted model, not a curated record
AUACAACAGAGAUAAACAGAGGAAAACAAAAAAAUGAAGAAUCAAGUUUGCUCCAGCAUCCUUCUCCUUAGUCUUCUCUUUCUUGUCAUAAGCAGUGCAGAAUCUCAGACAUGCAAGCCCAGCGGCAAGAUAAGAGGUAGAAAGCCUCCCCCAGGACAAUGCAACCAAGAAAACGACUCAGAUUGCUGCGCAGAUGGCAAGCUUUACACUACUUACAAAUGUUCACCACCAGUGAGCAGCCACACAAAAGCAAAGCUAACAGUGAACAGUUUUGAAGCUGGUGGUGAUGGGGGUGCACCAUCUGAAUGUGAUAAUAAAUUCCAUUCAGAUAAAGAGCUGGUGGUAGCACUUUCCACAGGAUGGUUUGACAACAAGAGUAGGUGCUUGAACUAUAUUACUAUCCAUGGAAAUGGAAAAAGCGUCAAGGCCAAAGUAGUUGAUGAGUGUGACUCUACCAUGGGAUGUGAUUCUGAUCACGAUUAUCAACCUCCUUGCCGAAACAAUAUUGUGGACGCCUCCAAAGCGGUCUGGAAUGCCUUGGGAGUGUCUGACCCUGAAGAUGUGGGAGAAAUGGACAUAUACUGGACCGAUGCUUGAGCAAUUGAGCUUGAGCGAUCCCUAUAUAAUACUCU